Messenger RNA from Lachancea meyersii CBS 8951, 1593 nucleotides. The record is from the annotation of a GenBank genome assembly. Lineage: Eukaryota; Fungi; Ascomycota; Saccharomycetes; Saccharomycetales; Saccharomycetaceae.
AUGGGUAUUUGGUACCAUUUAAUCGUUGAGCUUGAGACUAAAGACCAAGUAGCGGAGGUAUACCAAUUUUGGACCGGUGACCGUUGCGAGAGCACAAGAAUAGAUUCGAAACGUGUUUCGAAAGCUGAUCAAACGACCAAUCAAGACUGGAGGCUCGGAGCAGUGGUGCUUGAAAGCGUGCCAAUGAGUGGUGAUACCACUGGGCUGGUUGAGGCCAAUUUUGAAGGUGCAGGCAUUAUUCAUCUUUUUAGAUCGGGACAAUCGGCAAACAGGGCUGAAUCGCAAGAUGAGACAUUGGCAAGGGUUCCUGGGGGCGACACGACCGUUGGAAUCUUGUUUGUGCCUAGCUAUCUCACGUCGCGCGACAUGCUGUUCUCCUUUUUGGGCGAGGAAGUGUUGAAUCAAGCGUCCCAUUUCCGUAUCGUGCGCAGUAGCGAACACUUUCUGGUAUUAGUCAAGUUUCGGACCCCAGACUUUGCCCAGCAAUUCAGAGAGGACUUCGACGGUCGGAACUUUAAUAAAAUAGACCCGGGGACCUGUCACGUCGUUCAAAUUCUGGAAAUCCGUUUCCAAGACCGGCUUUUCCCGUCAUCGCGAACCAAAAGCUCCGCAUUUCCUAUGAUGGAUCCUUUCACCUCACACGACUACCAAAAAGACGUAGAACUGCCGACAUGUCCCGUGUGUCUGGAAAGACUGGACUCAGAUGUCACAGGUUUGGCUACCAUUCCUUGCCAGCACACGUUUCAUUGUCAUUGCCUGAACAAAUGGAAAGACAGCCGGUGUCCAGUUUGCCGAUAUUCAGAACUCAAGGUAAGCAAAAAGUCGCUAGUGCGCGAAACUGCGCGUUGCAGCUCAUGUGGGUCCAACGAAAACCUCUGGAUUUGCGUCAUAUGCGGCAAUAUAGGCUGUGGACGCUAUAACUACAAACAUGCAGUGCAGCAUUUUACGGAUACGGGCCAUUUUUUCGCCAUGGAGAUGGCAACACAGCGUGUUUGGGACUAUGCGGGGGAUAACUACGUGCAUAGGCUAGUUCAGAACGAAGAAGAUGGGAAAUUGGUCGAGGUGGGUUCUUCUUCGUCUCUAGACUCCGGGAUGAAGCGCGACAAACAAUACCAUUUGGAGUAUGUGCAAGUUCUGCUGUCACAAUUGGAAUCACAGCGGGACUACUACGAAAAUAAGCUGCUUCACAUGUCUAGUGAAGCUAAUAUCGAGCGUCCUUCUGAGCGCGAGCUGGCCACGAUGCGGGACCUCCAGCAACAGAUUCAAGAUCUCAAAUUAAACGCGGCCCAGUCCCGCAGCAAGGCUGAGCAGUGCAUAGCCCAGAUGCAGAAACAGAUGCAAGAAGAGAAAACGAUGUCGGAGGCAUUACAAUCCAAUCUGGAACAUCUCGCCAAGAAACAAACAGAAUUACAAGAAAAGCUGGAGCAGAACGCCGCAGAGAAACAAGAGUUGCAAGAGCAGGUAAGGGACCUGAUGUUUUUUCUGGAGUCCAAAGAGAAAUUCAAGGACGCAGAUGAGGAUAUCAAACAAGGAACUGUUACGGUAAAACCUGUUACAGUAAAACCGAAGAAAACUCCGAAAAAGCGCAAGUAA